AUGGCAUCAUCAUCAUCGAACGUCGUCGGCGUUCACUAUCGUGUAGGAAAGAAAAUCGGAGAGGGAUCUUUUGGUGUGAUUUUCGAAGGCACCAAUCUGCUCAACAACCAGCAGGUCGCCAUCAAAUUUGAACCCCGAAAGAGUGAUGCACCCCAACUCCGAGAUGAAUAUAGAACUUACAAGAUCCUCGUUGGAUGCCCUGGCAUUCCUAACGUCUACUACUUUGGACAGGAGGGUCUCCACAACAUCCUCGUUAUCGAUCUCCUCGGUCCCUCUCUUGAAGACCUUUUUGAUCAUUGCGGCCGAAGGUUCUCCAUCAAGACGGUUGUGAUGGUUGCGAAGCAGAUGCUUUCGAGGGUGCAGACAAUCCACGAGAAACAUCUCAUCUAUCGUGACAUCAAGCCAGACAACUUCCUCAUUGGUCGCCCUGGAACCAAAGCCUCCAAUGUCAUUCACGUUGUCGAUUUCGGCAUGGCAAAGCAAUAUCGUGACCCCAAGACGAAGCAACAUAUUCCAUACCGUGAGCGCAAGUCACUUUCAGGCACUGCUCGUUAUAUGAGCAUCAACACACAUUUGGGCCGAGAGCAGUCGCGAAGGGAUGACCUCGAGGCACUAGGACAUGUUUUCAUGUAUUUCUUGCGCGGCGGACUGCCCUGGCAAGGUCUGAAAGCUGCUACAAACAAGCAGAAGUACGAGAAGAUCGGAGAGAAGAAGCAGACCACUGCCAUCAAGGAUCUUUGCGAGGGAUUCCCCGAGGAGUUCUCGAAGUAUCUCACUUACGUACGAAACUUGGGAUUCGAAGAUACGCCUGAUUAUGAUUAUCUCCGGGAGUUGUUUACUCAAGCUCUCAAGAAUACCGGCGAGGUCGAGGAUGGUGAAUACGACUGGAUGAAGAUCUCCAAGGAUUCGGGAAAGGGCUGGGACAGCAAGAGCCACAACAAUGCCUAUCACCCAAACCGCCUGGGUCCCUCUCAGGUAGAGCUCCACAGCGGGAGUCGCCAGGCGAAUAUGAGCUCUCACCAAACACCCCAGAACUUGACAGUGCACCGUUUAAACGCCGCGCAACCCCCCACUCCUUCACAGAACAAACCGAACAAGCAGCUGAGAGAUCGAACAAACGCCCCAGGCGCAUUGUCGGCUCCACGAAACAGCGGGGUGGGGGGUGGCCGGGACAUGCCUACUCCGGCUGGCUCGACGCAGGCGCAAUUCCAGAACAGCACCCAGAACCUGCCGCAGCAGAGAGGUCCCCAGCAGACCCAGACUCAACCCGCCCAGCCUAGUCCACGACCAGCUGAGCCCCAACCAAGUGGCUUCCAGAAGCUCAUGAAGAGCAUCUGCUGUGGUUAG
Clonostachys rhizophaga is the source of this 1347-nucleotide messenger RNA. The record is from the annotation of a GenBank genome assembly. Lineage: Eukaryota; Fungi; Ascomycota; Sordariomycetes; Hypocreales; Bionectriaceae.